AUGGAUACCUCCGGAAAAGUCCCCAUCAAAUUCGCUAAGGUGACUCGCGUUCUCGGCCGCACCGGUUCCCGAGGUGGUGUCACCCAGGUUCGCGUGGAGUUCAUGGACGACACAUCCAGAAGCAUCAUCCGAAACGUUAAGGGCCCAGUAAAAGUCGAUGAUAUCCUCUGUCUACUCGAGUCUGAGAGAGAAGCCCGCAGGUUGAGAUAA
Messenger RNA from Paracoccidioides lutzii Pb01, 210 nucleotides. RefSeq names its product 40S ribosomal protein S28. The transcript has 3 exons. The record is from RefSeq and is a predicted model, not a curated record. Gene Ontology annotation, molecular function: structural constituent of ribosome. Gene Ontology annotation, biological process: maturation of SSU-rRNA; ribosomal small subunit assembly; translation. Gene Ontology annotation, cellular component: ribosome; cytosolic small ribosomal subunit. Bases 1 to 210 code for a protein of 69 amino acids.